Messenger RNA from Carassius carassius (crucian carp), 1124 nucleotides. RefSeq names its product aquaporin 11 (gene aqp11). Gene Ontology annotation, biological process: transmembrane transport. The record is from RefSeq and is a predicted model, not a curated record. Gene Ontology annotation, cellular component: membrane; cytoplasm. The annotation marks the transcript as partial. Gene Ontology annotation, molecular function: channel activity. The transcript has 3 exons. Lineage: Eukaryota; Metazoa; Chordata; Actinopteri; Cypriniformes; Cyprinidae.
AAUCGACGCCUAUGGCUGGGGAUUGUAGUUUUUAGCGAAGUGGCGAGGAGAACUGCUUGGUAUCUAUUCCCAAACCGAAACGGGAUCAUCUAUGCGCUGGAGUUGAUCUCCACUUUUCAGCUUUGCGCAUGCACGCACGAGUUAAAGCUGCUCGCAGAGAUGCGCGGACUGGAGCCGCGGAUCGCGCUGACGCUCACGUUCCUCAUCUCGGUGGUCCACGGACUUUCAUUCCGCGGCGCGAUCUGUAACCCGACCGGCGCUCUGGAGCAGCUCUACCUCGGGACUCUGACGCGGAGAUGCGCACUGACGCGGAUCUCAUGCCAGCUGAUCGCGGCGGGAGCGGCGCGGCGCGUCAUGCCUCACGCAUGGGCGCUGGCGCUCUCUGACCUGCACGCGCAGCACUCGCUGACGGGCUUUUCAUGCACGAACAGCCCCGUUAACGCGCCUCUGCUGCAGGCCGCCGCGGUGGAGCUGGGAUGCGCGUUCGUGAUGCACACUGCGGCGUUUAACAUAGAGAAGGUGGAGGAGAAAUAUCGCGUCCCUGCGAUAGCUGCUGUCAUCACUACAUUAGUCUAUGCAGGUGGUCAUCUCACUGGCGCUGUGUUUAACCCAGCACUGGCCUUCUCCAUACAGUUCCCCUGUCCUGGGAACAGUUUUGCGGAGUACAGUUAUGUGUACUGGAUCGGACCAAUACUAGGUAUGACAGGCUCUCUGCUGCUUAUUGACAAAGUGAUCCCUGCUGUUUCAGGGAAAAGCACAAUUCCAAAGCACUUGAGCCCUAAUAGACUUGAGACGAAAAAGAUGAAGUGAAUUAACCCCUUAUGACAGACACUGAUUGCAUAUGUGAUUAUAUACUGUGAAUAUACACUGUAAUUCUCCAGCUCAUCUCCAAGUAUUAAACAGGGUUUCUGCAGGUUUUAAAAGGUCUUAAUUCGCCCUUCUCAAGGCCUAAAAAGAUCUUAAAUCAGAACAGUCUUAAAUUCAUAACAUAAAUGUUGGAUGCACAGGACAAAUGAAUGUCUUCCUCAGUAUUUUGUCUUGUAUCUCUAAUACAAAUAUCUGAACGUCCUUAAAUCAAGAUAUAGCUACUUGAGAUGCAAGCUGAACAUAUGAAAUCUCGUUUU